CACAGGCAGUCUGCUCACAGAAAAAGCACUCUGCAAAUUUUAAUCUCUCAGGCAAAAGUUUCAUAGGUGGUGAACAAUGGAGCUUCUUGUGAAUGUAAGAAAAUGGAUAGAAGAAAACAAAACUGCUUUUUUGCCACCUGUUUGCAAUAAGCUUAUGCAUCGCUAUCAAUUAAAUGUGAUGUUUGUUGGAGGGCCAAAUGAAAGGAAGGAUUAUCAUAUUGAAGAAGGAGAAGAGCUUUUUUACCAGGUUCAAGGAGAUAUGUGUUUAAAGAUAAUUGAAAAUGGGAGACAAAAAGACGUUGUCAUCCGAGAGGGGGAGAUGUUCCUGCUACCUGCCAGGAUACCUCACUCUCCUCAGAGAUACGAAAACACUGUGGGCCUUGUGGUUGAGAGAGAAAGAUUAAAAACAGAAAUUGAUGGGCUAAGAUACUAUGUUGGAGAAUCAACUAAUGUCCUCUUUGAAAAGUGGUUUCAUUGUGAAGAUCUCGGAACCCAACUUAUACCAAUAAUUCAAGAGUUUUUCAAUUCAAGGCAAUAUAAAACUGGAAAACCAAACCCAGAUGAACUCCUGAAAGAAACACCUUUCCCACUGAAUUCCACUCCUGUUAUGGAGCCAUUUUCCUUCUCGAGCUGGUUAAAUGAUCAUCGUGGUGAAAUUAAACAGAAGAAAUCCUUGAGUAUGUUUGGAGAUAACUUUGAAACAGAGGUUAUAGCUUAUGGACCAGGAACAACUGAGAAAAGUAAAAAGAAUUCGGAUAUCUGGAUAUGGCAGCUGGAGGGCACAUCAACUGUUGCCAUGGAUGGCAAAACCCUGACUCUCUCUGCUGGUGACAGCCUGCUUGUCCGUGCCCAGUCUACGUACUGCUGGAAAAGGGCAGAAGAAUGUAUUGCUCUCUGCAUCGCUCAGGACCCAACACGCAAGCAGCCUUAUAAAUAAAUCCUGUGUCAGUUGGCUUUGAUGAUAACCAAGUUUUAACCUACCUAUCUUAAUUAUCUUUUACUCAGAAUGCCUGGAAAUUUGAAUACUCUAAUACAAUGAUUAAGUGGAAUCAAGUGCUGUGCCAAAUUAAAACAUUUUCCCCAAGUAGUUAAAGUUUUAGCAAAAUUUAUAAUCAGUAUUUUUUUUAAUAUCUGGUUUGUUUAAUUUUAUCUGAAAGGAAAUAAAAACAUAUCCAAGUAGCAGGAUUACUUAUCUAAUAAUAUAUGACACUAGAUGAAGUUAGAGUCUUUUGAAAUGCAAGUGUCUGUCACAAGAUGAAAAGGAAAUGGGACAGAUACUAUUACACUACUUUGGUAAUAGUUUUUACUUCUUUGUAUUAGAUUUUCCAUUUAUAAUAAAUUAAUACAACACUAGAUACCCAGCCUAGCUUCCAGUAGCAAAGCUUUAAUUGGUAGUAGCUCAGAGAUCCUCCGAGAUCUUUGGCUAACAGUUUGAUUUUUUUAAAGGCUCUAUCUGCUGCACUGGUUCAGAACUUCAGUGCUUUGUGAAAGAGAGGAAGAUGCAUUAGUAAAAGGAGAAGCUGUACCUGCAACAACAUCAGGCAUUGCUUAGACCACCACUGUACUUGCUACAGGUACAAGUUAUUCCCAGUUUCCCAGAUGCAGCAAUGCAGUGUCAAUCACAGUGAUCAGCAGCACCCUAC
This is a messenger RNA of Ficedula albicollis (Collared flycatcher), 1643 nucleotides long. RefSeq names its product 3-hydroxyanthranilate 3,4-dioxygenase (gene HAAO). The coding region runs from base 77 to 937 and encodes 286 amino acids. The record is from RefSeq and is a predicted model, not a curated record. Gene Ontology annotation, cellular component: cytoplasm. The transcript is spliced from 10 exons. Lineage: Eukaryota; Metazoa; Chordata; Aves; Passeriformes; Muscicapidae. Gene Ontology annotation, molecular function: iron ion binding; 3-hydroxyanthranilate 3,4-dioxygenase activity. Gene Ontology annotation, biological process: 'de novo' NAD+ biosynthetic process from L-tryptophan; quinolinate metabolic process.